Molecule: messenger RNA, 3840 nt
Organism: Anguilla anguilla (European eel)
Lineage: Eukaryota; Metazoa; Chordata; Actinopteri; Anguilliformes; Anguillidae
Product: ubiquitin thioesterase otulin-like
Exons: 10
Coding region: 477-2177 (566 amino acids)
Biological process (GO): protein linear deubiquitination
Cellular component (GO): cytoplasm
Molecular function (GO): cysteine-type deubiquitinase activity
Source: RefSeq, a predicted model, not a curated record
GCGGAGUGUUGCGAUUCCGGGAACGCGAGUUCGGGCGACGUUUGUUUUACAGGGGAAGGUUUUACGUGCGAACCUAAUCUUAACGCAAAGUUCCAUUACAUGCGAUUGAUUCUGGAUUGAUUAGCCGAGAAACAAUGAAGGUCGUUCUUUACUGGGCAGUUUUGAAUUGAGAUUUACAGACACGCUGUUUUCUUAUACAUUGGCAUACUGUGUCACCAUUAAAAAUUAUCAGGGGGGUACAUUUUCGAAAGAUAAACCAGUCGAUUUCUGGCCACCUCUAGGUGCGUCGCUUUAUCCAGUUAAGGUGUAGUGCUACGUUAGGCCGGGAAGACGACCUUUUAGCUGGUGUAACGUUAGCUAGCCAGAUGUAGGACUAAAAUUGCUGCAGUUUUCACAAUUUACCUAGCCACCUAAAUUUACUGCAUCGGUAGCUGGCUAGCUAAUACUAAUUUUGUGACAGCUAGCGAGCCAUAUGGAUGAGCAGCAGACCGGGAGAUGCGGCAGAGGGCAUGAGCACCAGAUCCAGCACCAGAUCCACCAGAUCCUCUCAGGCUGAGAGGAGAAGCGGGAAGACGGGCGGGCAGGGCGGGGCCUCGGAGAAGGCAGCCAUGAGCCACAGCGCCUCCACGUCCAGCUCGGACAGCCGGGCCAAGAAGGCCAAGACACAGGAAGCGGCCAACUCCCACAGGCAGGUCCAAGCCACGCCCUCUAGGAACGGCAGGCCGAAAGGGGCGGAGCCCGCAGCGGACGCCGCCAAGGGCGGGAGAGGAGACCUGGAGCGAGGAGGCGGGAGAGGAGAACUGGAGCGAGGAGGCGGGAGAGGAUCGAGGGUAGAGCGAGGAGGUGGGAGAGGAGAUGUGGAGCGAGGAGGAGGGAGAGGAUCGAGGGUAGAGCGAGGAGGCGGGAGAGGAGCGCACAAGGCCAAGGAGGCGAUGGAGAUGAAGGAGAUGAAGGAGGUGAAGGAGGCCAAGGAGGCAAAGGAAGUGAAAGAGGUGAAGGAGGCGAAGGAGGUGAAGGAGGCGAAGGAGGCGGGGCCCUCGGAGGUGCAGGCUGGCAGGGAGGUGGAGAGCAUGGAGGUGUCCGGCCAGCCCGAAACGCCGGGGGAGACCCGUGGGGAGCCCGCCCCCCAGGCCGUCCCUCCGCCCGCGGAAGAGAAGGCGGAGACGUGGGGAGGAAGGGGCGGAGCCACAGCGAAGGAGGAGGAGGAUGAGGAGGAUAGUGAGAAUGACCUGUAUCGAGGGGAAGAGGAGAUCCACAGGGCCAGGAGCAAGAAGGGCCGGGGGGAUUCGGCGACCGUGCGCGACCGGGCGGCAGGAGCCAAGGGCAGCUGCAGCGUGGAGGCCGAGGUCAACCUUCUGUCCUACAGCGAGAGGGAGUGGAGGGGCAACACGGCCAAGAGCGCCCUCAUCAGGAAGGGGUACCGGGAGGCGGCGCAGAGCUUCACGGGGCUGCGCAGGGUGCGGGGGGAUAAUUACUGCGCCCUGAGGGCCACGCUCUUCCAAGUCCUGGCCCAGAGCACCGAGCUGCCCGCCUGGCUCACAGAGGAGGACGUCACCCUGUGGCCUGAGCAGCUGCUGGCAGAGAAGGAGCUGAUUGGACAGUGGCGGUUUCCCAGGGAGCGAGGGGAGGAGCGGACACCAGAGGGCGCCAUAGAGCAGCUGAAACACUACAUGAGGCUCCUCAGGACAAGGUGGGAGGCGGCGGCCCGGGCGGGCAGCGCCGAGCGGCGGCAGGACGUGUGCGCGGAGGUGUUCCGGGCGGAGGAGGAGGAGGAGGAGGAGGAGUACGCGCUCCUGGAGGCGCUCAAGUUCCUGAUGCUGCGCACGGCCUGCCAGCUGCACGCGCGCAUGCUGCAGGGCGCCGACGUGCCCGUCUUCUGCUGGCUGCUCUUCGCCCGCGACUCCUCCCCCUGCCCGCGCCUCUUCCUCACCAACCACCUCCGCCACGUGGGCGGCAGCGGCGGCCUGGAGCAGGUGGAGAUGUUCCUCCUGGGCUACGCCCUGCAGCAGACGAUCAAGGUGUACCGGCUGUACAAGGCGGACACAGAGGAGUUUGUCACCUACUACCCUGACGACCACACGAAGGACUGGCCCUGCGUGUGCCUUUUGACCGAGGACGACCGCCAUUACAACGUUCCUGUGUCUGAGUCUGAGGAGACCCAAGGGACCCGUCUCUGAGAUCCAAGGGACCCCACUCUGAGACCCAAGGGACCCCGCUCUGAGACCCACAUCAGAACUUCUCACGAUGAGCACAGGUGGGAAGUCCCACCCAGAAACAAGACAAACUGAUUGAUGGAUAUCCCCCAGAACGUAAAUGUUUUUGGUUUUCACCGAAUGUCUUUUGGUUCUGAUAACAAUGAAUGACGGCAAGAAGAAGCUCAUGGAAGCCUUUUACUGUAGCUCACGGAAAUUAUUACACAAGCUAGGAACUGUUAAUUAUUCAAAAUUUUUAUAUUGGGGUUUUUUUUUAAAAUUAUGUGUAAUGCAGACUGGAAUCCCUAUGUGUAAAUUGAGUUUCUUGCUUCUGAUUUCACUCUUAUUUAAAACAAUUUCAGGGCUAGUGGUUUUUUCAGUAUAGUGGUGCUUGUCCUUCCUAUUUAAAUUUUCUUUUAUUUAAAUCAAACUUUAUAGAGAUCAAUAGGGUACUGGUGUGAAUUAUUUUGAAGAAUCAUAUGCACAAAAAGCAUAACAUAGAAAAAGAGCAGUCUGUGGAAUCCAAUCAAAUGAGCUUUGCCUGGCAGAGCAUUCUGAAGGGAACAUGCAGGGUUGCCUUGUCCGUCAUGGCAACCAGACCCCGCAUUAAUGGAGGGUCACCCAGGGGGGGAUGAGUCUUGGUUGCCAGAUUGCACAUGAGCAGCUAGCUCUCCUGGUUUAUCAGAGAGUCUGGGUUGCCAGAUUGCACACGAGCAGCUCGCUCCCCUGGUUUAUCAGUGCGCGUGGGUUGCCAGAUUGCAGACGAGCAGCUCCCCUGGCUUAUCAGAGUCUGGGUUGCCAGAUUGCACAUGAGCAGCUUGCUCUCCUGGUUUAUCAGAGCGUCUGGGUUGCCAGAUUGCAGACGAGCAUCUCCCCUGGCUUAUCAGAGUCUGGGUUGCCAGUUUGCACAUGAGCAGCUCGCUCUCCUGGUUUAUCAGAGAGUCUGGGUUGCCAGAUUGCACUGAGCAGCUAGCUCUCCUGGUUUAUCAGAGCGUGUGGGUUGCCAGAUUGCACACGAGCAGCUCCCCUGGUUUAGCAGGCCCCUGCAGUCAGGCCUGCUCCAGCUGCGUGAGCCAGCUGCUUGUCCGGCACGACGUCUGCAUAGCCGUGCUGAUUGGCUGAGGAGGAAAAAGCAGGCUGGCCGUGUGCAUCGCAGCCAACACCAGCAAAAAAGGGGGGUCUCCCAGCUUACAAAUAGGAUCGGUACAAAGAAGAUUUUUUGGGGGGGAUUUUUUUUGUUGGACAUUUUGAAAAAACACUGCCAUGAGUUCAAAGGCGUGAAACCCGUGUUGCCUUAUAAAGCACUUACCUGUAAGAGGCACUUGUCAGGGCUCUCUCCUUCCUUACUGUUCUUUCUUUCAUCACAGUGUAAAUCUUUCAGCCAAUUGUAAUAAAUAUCCCAUAAUUCCACAGCGGCGGGGUAUAAAACGUCCAGUAUGUUCAGAAUAAAUGUGAUCCCCCCCAAGCUACCGCUGUACAGCUAACAGUAUUUCUGUUGGGAUAGAUUGGUGUACACACACUAUAUAAUUUAUUGUGAAACAAUGAGUUUAAUUUAAAGGGAAGAAAUAUGACCUAGAGCAACAGUAAAAUCCAGUCAAAUCGGUUGACGUUUUCUGUGCUUCCAAAAUAAAUUUUUUUUUUUUUGGCA